Messenger RNA from Harpegnathos saltator (Jerdon's jumping ant), 1574 nucleotides. It is a transcript of the gene mRpS29, whose product is annotated as mitochondrial ribosomal protein S29. Gene Ontology annotation, biological process: apoptotic process. Gene Ontology annotation, molecular function: structural constituent of ribosome. Gene Ontology annotation, cellular component: mitochondrial ribosome; mitochondrial small ribosomal subunit. The transcript is spliced from 7 exons. Lineage: Eukaryota; Metazoa; Arthropoda; Insecta; Hymenoptera; Formicidae. The coding region runs from base 370 to 1518 and encodes 382 amino acids. The record is from RefSeq and is a predicted model, not a curated record.
AGAAGUUCGCCUCCGUGGCGGUUAGAUGUGGUUCUUGUAAUUGUACGCAUAUUUUUUGAUCGUGGGCACUGCGUAUGCGUUGUCCCUGUUUUUCUUUUACCUUCAUAUUAUUGGAAAAUGGCGUAUGGACAAAGCUGAAUGCAGCCCGGAGCCAGCAAAGGACUACUACUAUUACACCUGGGAAGAAAAACAGAAAGCAGGAAGGCAGUAGCCAAGAGAGUGACAGAGAGAAAAACCUCUGGUUAUGUCGAAUGUGCUCCGAAUAUUUCGUAUGGAUAUAAAGUAUAUGUAUCGAAUGUAUAAUUUCGAGGCGACGAAUUUGUGAAAAUAUUAUCAAUCAUUACAAACAAUUCAACGAACGGAAACACGAUGUCAUUACAUUUACGUUCCUUUUUGGGAAUAUUAUAUAGGACACAUAGGAAGAAUUUCAGUACUGCAACUAAGGUAAAGGAUGAGCAAAUGAAUCAAGUAUGCUCAUUCCGUACAAUUGAAAACAAUCCAAUUAAUCAUAAUAAGGAGCAUAUUGGUAAAUUUUAUAAAAUACCAAUAGAGCAGGCGAUUCAAUGCAAUGGUUUUCCUAAAAGAUUUGUGAGACAAGCUGUCACUUUCCAAGAAUACGCAGUAAUGGUUAGAGAACCAGCAGUAGAAAUUAUGUCAUAUCUCAAUCAGAUAGAUUAUACACGCCCUGUUAAUAAAUAUAUUCUAUAUGGAAAAAUAGGAACAGGAAAAAGUAUCACAUUAUGUCAUGUAUUACACUAUGCUUUUACACAGAAAUAUAUAACAGUUCAUAUACCAUGGGUUCCUCACUGGUUCCGCAAUAUGAAAGAAGUUGCAAACUCAGCAUUGUUACCUGGUUAUCUGGAUCUGCCUAUUGAUGCUGGAUUAUGGUUAAAACAUUUUAAAGUACAAAAUAUAAACUUGCUGACGCAAUUAGACCUCAAAGUAUCCACAGAUUAUACAUGGAAUCAGCGUGAGAUGACUCCACAAGGAACAUCCAUCUUGGAGCUCCUUGACUUCGGUUUAAACCGCAUGAAAUAUGCCUGUGGUGUGAUAGAUGUAUUAAUAAAAGAAUUAAAGCUUGCUAGUACUGCAGGAAAGUGUAAGACGAUUGUCGUGAUUGAUGGUUUCAAUGCGUUUACAAUGGAUAAGACAUAUAUUCGCGAUGAUAACAAAGCGUUAGUACCACCCAACAAGGUUUCCUUAACGAUAUCAUUCCUGAAUAUUACGAAGAGUGAUUGGUGUAAUGGUGCAGUCGUAUUGACGGUAGAUAAGCACGCAAAUCAGUCUGAAGGUUCAGAUCUUCCUAGAUAUUUGCUUGGUAAGGAAGGCUUCGAACAUUUGGAUCCUUUUAUACCCAUUUUAGUUGAUGACUACAACACCGCGGAGUUUGAUUCCAUGAUCGAAUAUUACAAAGAACGCAAAUGGAUCAGGAACAUAACGCCUGAAGGUCAAAAAGAAUUAGAACUAAUUACUAAUAGAAAUCCCUUAACUUUAAUGCUGCAAUGUAACUUUUUAUAAGCAAAAAUGUAUAUCAGUGGUAUCUGCAAUAAAAUUUCUUGAGUUUUAUCUUUUAA